Messenger RNA from Parnassius apollo (apollo), 537 nucleotides. The record is from the annotation of a GenBank genome assembly. NCBI's taxonomy places the organism in Eukaryota, Metazoa, Arthropoda, Insecta, Lepidoptera, Papilionidae.
AUGUCCGACGACCGCGAUUCGCCGCCACCAAGCGGAUUACGAAACCGCGUAAGCUUCUUCGAGAGAGUGUGGAAAGGGAGAGGCAGUAGAGACAAUGUAGACUCUACAGCCAAUGUAGAGGAGAUAGAGCGCCGCCUAGAGCAGCGCAAACGGCGGCCGGAGUCACCGAAAAUCGACGUCAAACUCAAACAAACCCGCGACACCGAGUCGCCGACGAAGAGCCAAGAGACAACUUUACAGAAUGUGAGGCUGAGGCACGUGGAGCCCGUGGAGGAGAUCGAGCGGAUCGAGAGGCAGAUCGAGGAGGGCGAUCUCGCCUCCGGUGUCCGCUUUGUCAAGUUCGAACGGGUGUCCUUGAAGCGGACAGUCGACACUCGAAGCGAAGACAGGCCGGAUUCCCCUCAGCACGAGUGGUACUCCGAGUACAAGCAACAAGCACUGCAAACUGCGCCGAGGAAGGAGUAUCUACGCAGUAAAUCUGAAUACGACUCGCAUAUUGCCGAAAUAAGAGGUAACUUAACUUUUCAACUGAACUAA